This is a messenger RNA of Sycon ciliatum, 5869 nucleotides long. RefSeq names its product ATP-binding cassette sub-family C member 5-like. The transcript has a single exon. Lineage: Eukaryota; Metazoa; Porifera; Calcarea; Leucosolenida; Sycettidae. The record is from RefSeq and is a predicted model, not a curated record. Gene Ontology annotation, molecular function: ATP binding; ABC-type transporter activity; ATP hydrolysis activity. Gene Ontology annotation, cellular component: membrane. Gene Ontology annotation, biological process: transmembrane transport. The coding region runs from base 705 to 5147 and encodes 1480 amino acids.
UUUCGCGGUACGGCUAAGCGUCGCUAGUAGUAGCCCUACAUAAGUAUGUCAGUGUAGCCGGUGGUUUUGCAAUUUGUCCGACUGUUCCGUUGAAAUAAUUAUUGCGAUCGCCACUUUACUUUCUGUAGGCUGUGUUCUAGUAUAGUACUAGCUUCUGUACCUUUUUUUGCUCCAAGCGUGCACGCGCGUGGGCAUGUAAAUAAUUGUAAAUCAGGAAAAUAUCCCUUGGAUAAUAAUUAUAAUAGCCACUGCAAUAGUCGUCGCGCGCUGUGUGUUUCUCAUCGCAUUUCUGGAAUAGGAAAUAUCUAUUGAUUCUGGUAACCGAGUGCUGAUUUGUGAGAAGCUGCAAAGCGGUGUCGAGUGAUACGGGCUGCUGGCUCGUGUCGGAGACCGUGGGUGUGGAUCGUGGAGGGCCCAGUUCAUUGAGACUUGCACUUCUCAGUAGCGUACUUUGCUAAGUCAACUGAAGUACCUUUGGUGAGUUUGGUCCCUAGAAAAGUUCAAUCGGACUCUUCUUCUCUGUGAGGAUGAGAUGAGUGCGUAAAUGGAGUCAGUGGCUGCCAGCCCGGUGCAUAGACUGUUACAGUGUUAGUGUAGCAUUAGUAGUAAUCAGGAAGCAGCAGCAGCAACAACAACAGCAACAGUAAUAUUGGCAUAGCUGGUGUAAUUUGCUAUCAGCAUUUUGCCAGUGGCUGAAGCGGAUCAUGGCAUCCGUGCCGCAGCCCAAUGACCAGCGCACUGCUGUGCCAGUGGAUAAUGCGGAUGCGGCGGCAAGCAGUGUGAAUGGACGAGGGCCGGUGAACGGUCAGCACCACGCAGAGCUCGGCGGCGUCGCCGAGCUACGCCGCGACUCGGUCUCCGUCCUGAUCCGAUCGAACUCGUAUGACCAAGCGAUUUCCGAUGGCGUCACCCUGCCGCAGUACCUCAAGAACGAAGCCGAGAGCAAGAGGGCCAACUGUGCAUCGGCCAGUCCCCUCUGGCAACGCCUGCUGCCGUUCAAUCCAUUCAAGGCAUCCGAGCGGCAGAAAGGCUACCCGAUGUUGACGACAGGCUGGCUGUCGCUGAUCUCAUUCCACUGGGUCAACUACCUGCUGUUGAUUGGCUUCCGGCGUCCGGUGGAGAUGAAAGACUUGUGGAACAUACACCCGGCGGACUCGGCCGACAUAGCCGGUGACCGCCUCAAGGAUGCGUGGCGCCAGGAGCUGCAAAGAGCCAACGGAGAUGUGGACAAGGCGCGCCUGGGACGGGCGUUCUACAAAGCACACGGCCGCGGCAUCCUGCUGGCCAUCUUCUUCAUGUUCCUCUAUCAAGUUAUGUCGUUCCUCUCCUCGUCCAUAUUCGUCUUCCAGCUUGUUCAGUUUACGGAGCGACCUCCCGAGUCGUCCACACUGGCGGAUGGGCUGAUAGUGGCGUUUGCGUUCCUGAUUAAUGAACUCCUGCGCUCGUUCUUCUUCAGCAUACACUGGUACUUUGCACUGCAAUCUGCGCUGCGCUUCCGUGCAGCUCUCAACAUGAUCGUCUUUGACAAGGUGAUGCGCCUGCGUAACUUAGGUAAGAUGACCAUAGGCCAGGUGGUCAACCUGUGCGUCAACGACGGCCAACGCAUGUUUGAGUGCGCCAUGUUCACCGGAUUCAUGGUGGGCGCUCCCACCAUGAGCGUGGCUGUGAUCAUCUACACCGUGCUGCUGGUCGGAUGGCCGGCCGUGCUGGGAUGCGUCACCUUUCUCAUCUUCUACCCCAUCCAGGGAGUGUUCGGCAAGAAGAUCGGCAUGAACCGCCGCAUCGCCAUCGGCAUCACGGACAAGCGAGUGCGCAAGAUGAACGAGAUCCUCAACUUCGUCAAGCUGAUCAAGAUGUACGCGUGGGAGGACGCGUUUGCCAAGCAGAUCGCCAGUGUGCGUCGCGAGGAGCGUCGCUACCUGGAGAAGUCUGCCCUGUUCACGGCUCUGACGUUCUCCCUUACACCGAUAGCACCGGUCGUGGCUGCUGUUCUGACCUUCUCGGUGAAGACGCUCACCGGCGGUAGCCUGACAGCCAGCGAGGCGUUUGCCGUUCUGGCCAGCUUCACGGCCAUGCGCUUCUCGCUGGCCGUGCUGCCGCUCGGUGUGCGUGCUCUCUCCGAGGCCAACGUGGCCAUGCCCAGGGUCAAAGCUCUCCUAGCCUUGCCGGAUAUCGUCAGAAUCAACUCCUCGGUCGGUGCACCGGACGGUUGCAUUGAACUACACGAUGCCUGCUUUGCCUGGGAUGCCCGCCAGGCGCCAGAAAAUGCCGAUGCCAGCAAGCGAGGAGGAGAAAGCCGUCGGAAUAGUCGGCGGGAAUCCACCAGUAAGGUGACAGCAACACAGUCCUCUGUGUCAACGCGGCAAGGACGCAAGGAGUCCACCGCACGGCUGACACUGUCUUCCGCCCAGGAAGAUGAUGAGGCGGAGAUACCCGACACGCUGAUCGGCUUGAAUCUAGCCAUCAAAUGUGGACAGCUCAUCGGUGUAUGCGGUCCGUUUGGCAGUGGUAAAACAUCAGUGCUGACCGCUCUCCUUGGUGGAAUGAACCUGCGGAGCGGCUCAGCGUCUUUGAAGGGCAGUGUGGCAUAUGUAUCACAGCAAGCAUGGAUCAUCAAUGCUUCACUUCGUGAUAAUAUCCUCUUUGGUGCCGCUUGUGACGAAGAGCGGUACCAGCGGGUGCUCUCGGCAGCUGCUCUGCAAGCCGAUCUGAAGAUUCUUCCCGACGGUGACAUGACAGAGAUCGGCGAACGUGGCAUAAACCUAAGCGGAGGACAGAAGCAGCGUGUUUCGCUGGCGCGUGCCCUGUAUGCCGACCGCGACGUGUAUCUGCUCGAUGAUCCACUGAGCGCCGUGGACGCACACGUGGGAGCUCACAUCUUCAAUGAGCUCAUCAAGCGUGAGCUGAAGGGCAAAACGGUGAUGCUGGUGACCCAUCAGCUGCAGUACCUACAGUCUUGCGACAGUGUGCUGAUGAUGACUGCAGGUCGUAUAGCCGAGAAUGGUACCUAUGCCCAGCUGAUGGAAGCCGGGGGUGCGUUCCGUGCACUGAUGGACCAGUACCUGGAAGAAGCGGCGCAGGAGGACGAAGAUGACGACGAUGCCAACGACUCUGUGGAUCAGAUUGAGCGUGUGCUGGAGGUGCUGAAGAGCAACAGCGACAUUGAAACUGUCCAGCGACAGCUCAGCGCUAUAAGCACACGCAGCGGCGAGGAAACUGCCGGCUCACCUACGGACGCUUCGACAACUCGAUCGCCACGGAAACGCAAGGCCAGGGCAAAGAAAGCCACGGAAGAGUUGGCGGCAGCAAAGUCGCCGCAGAAGCUUGUGGAGGCGGAGGACCGCGCUACUGGCUCCGUAGCCUGGUCAACGUAUCUUGCCUUUGCCCGGGCUGCUGGUGGUGUUGCAGUGUCCAUCUUCAUCUUUGUCUGGAGCGUUCUAACGGUGUUAUCAGGUGUGGCCAAUAAUUACUGGGUAAGCUACUGGCUACGAGAGGGUGAUGGCAAUUCUACUAACAACGCUAAUGGAACUCAGGCCACGGUGGGAGAAGACAUCUCUGAGAAUCCAAGACUGGUGUUCUACGUGGGCAUCUACUAUGCACUGUUGGUUGUUGUCACUGUGUUCUCACUGGUGCGAGGCAUCGUCUUUGUCAAGAUCCUCCUCAAAGCCUCCAGCAAUCUGCACAACUAUGUGUUCAAGCGCGUCUUCCGUGCACCCAUGGUCUUCUUUGACACCACGCCGACCGGCCGCAUUCUGAACCGCUUCAGCAAGGAUUUGGACGAGAUUGACACGCAGCUGCCGUGGCUGUUGAGCAACGCCACGCUCAACACCAUCACAAUGACCGGCGCAAUCACCCUCUCGGCCGUCAUCUACCCUAUUCUGCUAGCGCCCAUUGCUGCAGUGCUGGUGCUGUUCGCCAUCGUUCACGUUCUCUACACGCGCGGCAUCCGCGAGCUGAAGCGUCUGGAGAACAUCUCACGCUCCCCGCUCAUCUCCCACCUGGGCUCCAGCAUUCAAGGCCUCGGCACAAUCCAUGCGUUCCGCAAGAACUCGGAGUUUCACGCCAAGUUCAAGCAGCAUCUCGACCAGAACACUAUUGCUUUACAGGGCUUUCAGUCAGUUGCUCGAUGGCUGGCGCUUCGACUUGACCUUCUGGCCACCAUCCUGAUCUUCUUUACUGGUCUCUUUCUUGUCCUGAACAAAGAUGCCGUACCUGUGGCGUUGGCGGGUCUGGCGAUAACCUACAUUGUGCAGAUUGGAGGCUUACUUCAGUUCACGGUCAGAACUAUAUCCGAGGUGCAGGCACGCUUCACUAGCGUGGAGAGAAUCAAUCACUACGCCACCCACAUUGCCAUCGAAGCCGCCGAACACAUCCCGGAGACGGAGCCACCGCCGGAAUGGCCGUCGCAGGGACGAGUCACGUUUGACAAUGUGUGCAUGCGUUACCGUGAGGGCACACCGCAAGUUCUACACGAGCUCAGCUUUGAUGUCAAGGCACAAGAGAAGAUCGGUGUCAUAGGUCGUACUGGCGCUGGAAAGUCUUCGCUGGCUGUUUGCUUGCUACGCCUGGUGGAGCUGGACUCGGGGAGGAUUCUCAUCGAUGAUAUUGAUGUCAGCACACUAGGACUGCGUGACUUGCGAUCCCGCCUCUCCAUUAUACCACAGGAUCCGGUGCUUUUCGUUGGCACCAUCCGUUACAACUUGGAUCCGUUUGACAAGCACAGUGAUGAAGCCCUAGAAAGAGCGCUCCAGCAGACACACUUGAAGGAUACGAUUGAUCAGCUUCCCAAUGGACUGGACACAGAAGUCUUAGAGAAUGGGGAGAACUUCUCCGUCGGUGAACGUCAGCUGAUGUGCAUGGCACGGGCCUUGCUUCGACACAGCAAGAUCCUGAUCUUGGACGAGGCCACUGCGUCUAUUGAUUCCGAGACGGACGCAUUGAUUCAGAAGACGAUACGAGAGUGCUUUGCCAACUGUACUCUGCUGACGAUAGCGCAUCGCCUCAACACCGUUCUCGACAGCGACCGUCUGCUCGUUCUGGACAAUGGCCGUGUGGCCGAGUUUGACACCCCGAUCAACCUGCUCGCCAACGCCGACUCUGUGUUCACCAAGAUGCUGGCCGCUUCUCGGGAAGCGCACGGGCAGUAGUCACGCGCUGCACUGUACGCUACAGUACAAGUGUGCAACAUGCUCUACUCUGUACUGCGUGGCCCCGUGGGUGGGUGUUGCACGUUUGCCCUCGCAAAGGCCCUGAUUGCAUCUUGAGAUGAUCUGAGCACUAUUCAUUUCGUCCCUGGGCCGUCCUCGUUUUGUUAUUCUUGUAGAAACGUGAGAUCCAUUUGUUGUAAUUUCUCCCAAUCUUUUCCGUUUUUAAAUAUCUGUACAUAAAAUAUUAUUGAAGGAUCAUGGUGUUGCGGUACCCGGUGUGCUUGGAGUGUACUAUUUAUGUAGCAAGGGUUUGUUAUCUUAGGAUGGAACUUUUGCAGUAUGCAUUGUUUUCUUCUCUAGAUAUCAUAAUAAUACAUUGAGAUAAUUCUGUCUCGUUCCGACAACAAAUAUUAGGGUUCGAAUCAAAGGGAGCGAUUUCACUGUAUUUUUAUUGUCUAAGAGCCGUAACUGUUUUAUUUACUUCCGCGUACCCUUACAUCCUUUAUGGUACAUUUGAUCUAUUAUUCACGCAACACAUACUCUAUUCAGACUAUUGUAGUUCUUUGCAUCACAGCUGUGCUGUAUCUUCAGCAUUUCAUGAGAUUUUCUCCUAAAAAAUAAAUGCAAAAUUAUUAAUUUUCCCGUUUAAAAAAAUAAAAAUAAAUGCAAUAUUAAUUUUCCCGUUUAAAAAAAUAAAAAAUUAAUAAAUGCAAUAUUAUUAA